AUGAAUAAAAAAUCAAUAUUUUAUUUAGGUAUUGUUUUUUUAAUCGUAUAUUUUUCAAUUUUAGUUUCAAAUUCAACUGUUAAAACUAAAGAUACUGUUGACGAUUGCUGUUGCAAGAAAUCAAAUAUCGAUGUAUCAAAUGAUAAAGAAAUUAAUAUUUUAUUAAAUAAAAUUGUUAAAACUAGAUUUUUCAAAUAUUUCAAAGCAAACUUAUUUAGUGAAUGUCCAUUUUGGGUAAUUACAGCAUUAUGUGGAUCUGAGGGAUGUGGAGUUUGUGAAUGUGACGAAAAUGAAAUACCUUUACCAUGGAGGGUCGAAGAUACUACCAGCGAUAGAGUAGAUAUGUCACCACCACCACCAGGUUUUACCAAAUGGAAAGAUAAGAAGGACGAUAUGUGGGUUGUUGUAAAUGGACCAGAAUCAGAAUCCACCUAUGUAGAUUUAUCUAAAACACCCGAAUCCAAUACAGGUUAUGACGGUAGCUCAGUAUGGAGCUCCAUCUAUAAUGAAAAUUGUUUUACAAGACCAGUCGACCAAAUGUGUCUUGAAGAGCGUGUUUUCUACAAGUUAAUUAGUGGUUUACAUUCCUCAAUUACCAUUCAUAUAGCCUUAUAUUACAAUCAAGAUAAAGUUUUGGAUCAAUGGGAGCAUAAUUCAGACCUCUUCAAACAACGUUUUGAAAAUCACCCAGAUAGAAUAGAAAACCUUUAUUUCACUUUUCUCUUUUUACUACGUUCUGUUGGCAAACUUAAUCAUUUCUUAACAGACUAUCAAUUCAAUACUGGUAAUGAUAUCGAGGAUAAACAAACCUAUGACCUAAUGCAACAAUUAUUAAAAACAGAGUUAAUGUGUCAGCCAAAUUUCGAUGAAACAUUGUUAUUUAAGGAUACCUAUGAAAAAGAAAAUUUAAUAGGUCAAUUUAAAGAACAUUUCCAAAAUAUUAGUUCAAUUUUAAAUUGUGUCACUUGCGAAAAAUGCAAAUUAUAUGGUAAAGUUCAAACUAUGGGUUUAGGUACAGCAUUAAAAAUUUUAUUUGAUGACAAUAUUCAAUCAAUCCAAAGAAAUGAAAUUAUUGCAUUAAUUAAUACACUUAGACAGCUUUCAAACUCACUUCAUGGCAUUCAAACUUUAAAAACACCAUUUAACCAAAGCAAAUUUACUUUAAUCAAAAGAGAAAUCUUAAAUACUUUUAUAUUUUUGAAGACUUUAAUAUACCGAGUAGACGACACUGAUAAAAAACAAUUAAGUAAUAGUGGUUAUUCAUCAUCUCCAUUCGCAAUUUCUACACCUUCUUCGAAUAGUAGACCAAUAGCGACUCUAGUUAUAAUUUCAGUUAUAGUAAUUUUAUUAACAACAUUUAUAACAAAAUCAUUAUGUUCUUCAAAAUCAUCCAAAAAUAAAAACAAGAAUAAUAUCAAAAAAGAAUUGGCUCCAAAUAAUACAGAUAAUAGUAAUAAUAAUAUCGAAAAUAUAGAUAAAAAAAAUAAUAGUAAUAAUAGUAACACACCUACUCCUACCAAACAAAAAAGAAUAAAAAAAGUUGAAUAGAUUUAAUUAUAUAUAUUCACACCCACUUAUAAAAAUUAAACAAAC
Messenger RNA from Dictyostelium purpureum, 1593 nucleotides. RefSeq lists its product as uncharacterized. Gene Ontology annotation, biological process: protein folding in endoplasmic reticulum. The transcript is spliced from 4 exons. The record is from RefSeq and is a predicted model, not a curated record. Gene Ontology annotation, molecular function: thiol oxidase activity; FAD binding; protein-disulfide reductase activity. Gene Ontology annotation, cellular component: endoplasmic reticulum; endoplasmic reticulum membrane. Bases 1 to 1548 code for a protein of 515 amino acids. Lineage: Eukaryota; Evosea; Eumycetozoa; Dictyosteliales; Dictyosteliaceae.